AUGCAUUCCAAUUCCAAACUCGACAACAAACCGCUACUGAGACACAACGAGGAUGUCCGCUGUCUUGUCAGCACUGCGCUUUUCUUCACCGUCUUCUUGAUCACUUGGCACAACUUUACCUCCCCCACAGCUGGCGGUUGGAUUUCUUUUUCACUAUGGCUUGCCUUGUUUCAGCUCUCCUUCAUGGGCGCUGUCACGACACAUAAUGCUAUUCACCUGCCCGUCUUUUGGUCCAAGAACUGGAACAAGUUCUACCAAGUUUGCCUGUCUCUGCAGUAUGGCGGCGCCGUCUCCAUUUUUAUUCCAGGACACAACUUGUCUCAUCACAAGUAUCCUCAACAGGCAAGAGACGUUAUGCGCACCACCAAGGUUCGAUACAGUUGGAAUCUCCUGAAUGGUUUACUGUUCUUCUGGCAUGUUGUCCUCUCCGGAAACAAGGAUGACAAGCUAUACUUCGCAGCUCAAGCCCGUCUCAAUCGACCUAUCGUAAGACAGCGUCAAAUUGAAGAAAUUGCUGUAUGGGGUACUACCGGCGUUCUGAUCCUGAUUGACUGGCGACGAUGGAUCUGGUUUGCGUUGUUGCCGCAGUUUUACGCCAAAUACUGCAUUCUCUCCCUCAACUUCCUUCAGCACGACGGAUGCGACAUGACGUCAAAGUACAACUUUGCACGCAACUUCACCGGCAUAACGCUCAAUUACUUGUGCUUCAACAAUGGAUACCAUACAGUCCACCACCUGUACCCCGGCCUGCACUGGUCAGUCCUACCUGAGAAGCAUCAGGAGCUCAUCUCGCCACAAGUCGCACCAAGCCUGGAGGACCCUAACAUCCUGCUGUACAUGUGGCGCAACUUCAUUUACCCAGGGCUCCGCGUUGACUACAAGGGCAAGCCCCUAAUAAUUACCAAGGAGGAAAAUGAGAUGCCGGAUGAGCCUUGGUUCUACACCGAAUCAGAAACAUUUUCCAACACCAAGGAAUACCUGGCACAAGGCAUGGAAUGA
Fusarium graminearum PH-1 is the source of this 999-nucleotide messenger RNA. RefSeq lists its product as uncharacterized. Bases 1 to 999 code for a protein of 332 amino acids. The transcript has 2 exons. NCBI's taxonomy places the organism in Eukaryota, Fungi, Ascomycota, Sordariomycetes, Hypocreales, Nectriaceae. Gene Ontology annotation, biological process: lipid metabolic process. The record is from RefSeq and is a predicted model, not a curated record.